CGUUCCUCUGGCUUCGUUUUCUUUAUUCUAUUUUAUUUUAUUUUUCAUUUAUUUUUUUAUGGCCUGAUUCUGAAAAAUCGUCUCGAUUUUGCUUACAUUUGCUCAUUUCCUUUUCAUUUUAACUACUACACGUUUUUCUUCUUUCUCUGAUAUUGUUUAUUCAUCUUUCCAGAAAUUGCUUGUUGGAAUCGUUUCAUAUUUAAUUUCUUUUUCUUGUUUCUCAAAUUUCUUUACUUUGAUUUUUGUUCUUGUUUCUCAGUUUUAUUUUUGUUCCUGAAAUUGGUUUUGAAAAUUUUGGAGUUUCUUUCCGUUUGAUUUUAUUAUUAUUUUAGUUCAUGACUUCAUGUUUUAUAAUCUGCAAGAUAUACUAUAUUGCAAAUUCUAAGUUAACAAUCUAGAAUGGAAAUUUUUAUAUAAUGAUUGGUGAUGCAUUCGGGUGUGAGGAAAUUUUCAGGGAAUUGUUAAUGACGAAUUCUUUCAAUUGCUAGCCAUGAAGGAUGCCAUUAGACAAGAUUAUGUUGUGCGCGCAAUUACUAGUUACUGCAUAUAUGCCCAAAAUUUAUUCUCUUAUUUGACUUAUCACAUCAGCCAACCUGAGGUUGAUUAUCAUCAGGUUGACGCCUCUGCUUGUGAUUUCUUUCUAAGAACCAGCAGCAUUGGUGCAGAGCACGUUAAGCUUUCAUGUGCAGAACUUAUUCAGGCUUGUCAGGAGAAUGACAAAGAAUAUUGCUCCUGUGCAUUGUACUGGACUAAGAAUGAAUAUUCCAAGCUGAGAAGAAAAUUUGAGACCCUUUUGCAGAUGGAAAGAAAGAUUAUUGACCUUGAAAAUGGUCAUUGAAAGGAAGCUGGAAGCAGUGAUUUUCUUUUCAGAUUAACACACUCAGCUGAAGUUGAUCUGAUUAUAUAUCUCAUACAAUUUACAGAUGUCCAUUUCUAGCUUAGCUGCUGUAGUGUCAGGUAAUUUGAAAUCAACUCAUUCGUUUCUCAAUCUUUGGAGAUGUAAUGUCAUUUUAAUGGUGUUCAAACUAUAAGGUGUCAUGCUGAACUUGUGGUGCCUCGGCCACGUAGUUUGUCUUCAACAUAUGUUGCCUACGAAAGUUGCACUGAAGUGGAUGCAUCACAUGCAAAGUCAUUUCUCCUCAAAGUAGCUUUAAGCUUGCUCCUAAUCUAGUAGUUCAGAUUUCUCUUUUCCAUUUUUUUUUUAAUUUCAGAAAUGGCUUUGUCAAUUGUAAAAGAACUUCUUCAACACUAUGUUGAUUCAUUGGUUGAUGAGGGUGUCUUAAAUGAACAGUUUUCUCACAUUCAGACUUUAAGAACUGAGGAACCUGAUUUUAUCGAGGGGCUGAUUAAUACCUACUGUAUGAGUGUGGAAGCAAUCUUAUCAGAACUUACAAGCUGCAUCAAUGUUUCUCAUGUUGAUUACUCUCGGUUGGCUGUACUGGCCCGGCAAGUAGAGAAUAGAAGCCAAGGUAUUGGUGCUGAGCAUGUGAGACUUGCAUGUGCUGAUCUUAUUCGGGCUUGUGAUCAAAAGCACACAAAAAAUUUCUCUCAAGCCUUGAAUUGGAUAAACUAUGAAUUUGCUGUUACUCGGAACAAAUUGCAGGCUAUUGCUCAGAUGCAGCGCAGGAUAGUGAGACUAGUGAACAAACAGCAGCAACAAUAAAAGUUUGGCUGCUUUGCUAUCAACUUUUGCUUGCAUUUCUGUGAAGAAUCCCUCAGGAGUCUCGCAAUCUCCUGGUGUGGAAGCUGUGAAUUGAAUGCAUAAAGGGUUUCUAUCUUAGACUUGUACUGCUUGGUGCACCUUGAUGUCCUGUUUGCAAUUGAAACAUCGUAUAUGUAUGGGAGUAAAUUAAGUAAAUCUCUAAUGCUUUUGCAGCUACAUAAUUUUAUAUAGAAAAUGGAGAAAUUAGAUGACUA
Mangifera indica (mango) is the source of this 1917-nucleotide messenger RNA. RefSeq names its product histidine-containing phosphotransfer protein 2-like. The coding region runs from base 1214 to 1663 and encodes 149 amino acids. The record is from RefSeq and is a predicted model, not a curated record. Gene Ontology annotation, cellular component: cytoplasm; nucleus. Gene Ontology annotation, molecular function: histidine phosphotransfer kinase activity; protein histidine kinase binding. Gene Ontology annotation, biological process: phosphorylation; cytokinin-activated signaling pathway; phosphorelay signal transduction system. Lineage: Eukaryota; Viridiplantae; Streptophyta; Magnoliopsida; Sapindales; Anacardiaceae. The transcript is spliced from 12 exons.